Messenger RNA from Arabidopsis lyrata subsp. lyrata, 1977 nucleotides. Its product is annotated as beta-1,4-mannosyl-glycoprotein 4-beta-N-acetylglucosaminyltransferase. Lineage: Eukaryota; Viridiplantae; Streptophyta; Magnoliopsida; Brassicales; Brassicaceae. Gene Ontology annotation, biological process: N-acetylglucosamine metabolic process; protein N-linked glycosylation. The transcript is spliced from 2 exons. Gene Ontology annotation, molecular function: beta-1,4-mannosylglycoprotein 4-beta-N-acetylglucosaminyltransferase activity. Bases 357 to 1529 code for a protein of 390 amino acids. The record is from RefSeq and is a predicted model, not a curated record. Gene Ontology annotation, cellular component: membrane.
UCGAAAACCUUUAAAAAAACUCCGAUUCUAUUUUUCAUUUCUAAUAAUAAUAAUUUAAUAUUCUUUUUAGGUUUUUCUUGUGGAGAACAUUAAAAACGAAAUCUAGUGUUUAUUUAUCGCCUUUUGUCUUUUCGGAUUACGAGAUUCCCAUUACUUUUAAUUCCAUUCAUUUUUUUUUUCUUUCUUCCACACAGAUUUUGAGAAAAAAAAUUCGUGAGGAGUUAGAAAUUUCCUAUAUCUCCGUUUCUGGGUUUUUUUUUUCUUUCUUUCAAUUUACAAUUUUUUUUCUGGGUAUUAAAUUUUGGGAUUAAACGUUUGCAUUAGACGAAUCCUGAAUUGUUCUCGAGGUCAAAAUCAUGUCCGAUGGAUACAACAAUUCGAAGAAGACAGAUGAUAUUUGCGAAGAUGUUUGUGGACAGGGAUCAAAAGCAGCAAAAACAAUCUCAAGGCUUAAAUGUGUUCUUAAAGGUUUUGACUUAAGAACAUACUUGUUUCUCUUUGUGUUGAUGCCAUUUGGUAUCUUAGCAAUUUAUUUACAUGGUCAAAAGUUCACUUAUUUCUUUAGACCACUUUGGGAAUCACCUCCAAAGCCGUUUCAGACCAUUCCUCAUUACUAUAAUGAGAAUGUAACAAUGGAAGCUCUUUGUAGUCUUCAUGGUUGGGGAACUAGAGAAUCGCCGAGACGGGUUUUCGACGCGGUUUUGUUUAGUAAUGAGAAGGAUCUUUUAACUGUUAGGUGGAAGGAGCUUUAUCCUUAUGUGACACAGUUUGUGAUUCUUGAAUCGAAUUCGACGUUUACGGGUUUGCCUAAACCUUUGGUUUUUAAUAGUAAUAAGGAUCAGUUUAAGUUUGUGGAGCCGCGGCUUACUUAUGGGACGAUUGGUGGACGGUUUAGGAAAGGUGAGAAUCCGUUUGUUGAAGAAGCGUAUCAGCGUGUUGCGUUGGAUCAGUUGCUUAGGAUUGCUGGCAUUGAAGAGGAUGAUUUGUUGAUAAUGUCGGAUGUUGAUGAGAUUCCGAGUGCUCAUACGAUCAAUCUUUUGAGAUGGUGUGAUGAUAUUCCUCCGGUUCUUCACCUUCAGCUUAAGAAUUACUUGUAUUCUUUCGAAUACUAUGUCGAUAGCAAAAGCUGGAGAGCAUCUAUACACCGUUACAGUCCAGGGAAAACGCGGUAUGCUCAUUUCCGUCAGAGCAAUGUUAUGUUAGCAGAUUCAGGAUGGCACUGCAGCUUCUGUUUCCGUAAUAUAAGCGAGUUUAUAUUCAAGAUGAAAGCUUACAGUCACUCGGACCGUGUCAGAUUCUCUCAUUACCUGAAUCCGAGGAGGAUUCAAGAUGUUAUUUGCAAAGGAACUGAUUUGUUUGAUAUGUUACCUGAAGAGUACACAUUCAAGGAGAUUAUCGGCAAAAUGGGACCUGUACCUCGGUCUUAUUCAGCGGUUCAUCUUCCAUCAUACCUACUGGAUAACGCCGAGCAGUACAAAUACUUGUUGCCCGGUAAUUGCAUAAGAGAAAAACAGACAGGGUUUAUAUGAUGAUCGCAUUGAAAGUGUUAUUGUAUAGUUCUAAGCUUCAGGGCCUUUGCAUCAUCCUUGAGAUAAAAAGAGCAAAAUUUUGUGCGAAAGAGAAGAAAUUGAAGAACGUAACGCCAUGAUUUGUAUUUGAUACUUCGCCAGAAAGCGUAUAUAACCCGUCAACCCGAGUGUUGGAUAUUUCAGCGAUUUCUUUUGAUACAGGAGGGUUUGUGAGAACAAAAAGAGCUUACUUUGUGUUAACAGCACGACACUUCCCAGGUUUUUUUAGCAAUGGGAAAAAAUGUUGUUGCCUAAGGCUGAUUUGGUAAUGUAGUAUAGAUGUUUCAGGAUUCAUUUGUUUAUAUAACAAUUUUCUUCGCUGUUCGUUGUUCUGAUUUUAGUUCUGGUUAUAUCAGUUACUUGAUUAUUCUUGUUCAGUUUCCAUUUAUCUAUUAAGUCUUCUUUACUC